Messenger RNA from Lipotes vexillifer (Yangtze River dolphin), 1845 nucleotides. It is a transcript of the gene MARCHF3, whose product is annotated as membrane associated ring-CH-type finger 3. Gene Ontology annotation, biological process: protein ubiquitination. The record is from RefSeq and is a predicted model, not a curated record. Gene Ontology annotation, molecular function: ubiquitin-protein transferase activity; zinc ion binding. Bases 303 to 1064 code for a protein of 253 amino acids. The transcript has 5 exons. Lineage: Eukaryota; Metazoa; Chordata; Mammalia; Artiodactyla; Lipotidae.
CCUUCGGAUCCCGGUUGCUUCAGCCCUGCUGUCCGUCUCAUUCGCUGAGCAGGUCCGUGAAUUGUCAGCGCGCUGCAGGCAGCUGUUGAGCCGGGGUGGCCGCCAGGUUUCUGCUCCCUCCGAGGUGCCUGCCGGAGCCAAUGUGCCCCGGUGGGCUAGGGCGAGAGCUGUCGCCGGUUCGGGGCAACUUGGGAUUCAGGACCCGCAGCAGGGGCAUCGGUUUGCCAUCUGGACUUGUCGACGAGGAUGGAAAUCCUGUAUGAAUGUGGAAGCCAUUAGCAGAGUAAUUGCUGUCCGUUACCAUGACAACCAGCCGAUGCAGUCACCUGCCCGAAGUGCUGCCAGACUGCACCAGUUCAGCUGCACCCGUGGUGAAGACCGUGGAGGACUGUGGCAGCCUAGUGAAUGGGCAGCCGCAGUAUGUCAUGCAAGUUUCAGCCAAGGACGGGCAGCUGCUGUCAACAGUAGUGCGGACCCUUGCCACCCAGAGCCCCUUCAAUGACCGGCCGAUGUGCAGGAUCUGCCACGAGGGCAGCAGCCAAGAGGACUUGCUCUCUCCAUGUGAAUGUACAGGGACCCUGGGGACAAUUCAUCGGAGCUGCCUGGAGCACUGGCUGUCGUCCUCAAACACCAGCUACUGUGAACUCUGCCACUUCAGGUUUGCAGUCGAGCGCAAACCCCGGCCGUUAGUGGAGUGGCUCAGAAAUCCAGGCCCCCAGCACGAGAAGCGGACUCUGUUUGGAGACAUGGUGUGCUUCCUGUUCAUCACUCCUCUGGCCACCAUCUCGGGCUGGCUCUGCCUACGGGGCGCCGUGGACCACCUGCACUUUAGCAGUCGGCUCGAAGCCGUCGGACUAAUUGCACUCACUGUCGCACUCUUCACUAUUUACCUCUUUUGGACACUAGUGUCAUUUAGGUACCACUGUCGAUUGUACAAUGAAUGGCGUCGGACCAAUCAGAGGGUGAUUCUCCUCAUUCCAAAGUCUGUCAACGUCCCUUCUAACCAGAAGUCCUUGCUGGGCCUCCACUCUGUCAAGAGGAACUCAAAGGAGACGAUUGUUUGAUGUUUGUGUGUUUGGUUGGUUGAUUUGUUGUUUGGGGUUUGGAAGUUUCUGCACUGGGCCACCCCGAAACCCUUCCUCGAGCCCGUGGGUCGAAGAACAUCCAGAGCCAUGUUAUCAUGUCGCCCUGAGCAACAGACUCCGCCUGAAGAAAGCAAAUCGCUCUUUGACUUCAAAUCAUGGAUGCUGCAAUCAUAUGAUAUUUGCUAAGCUGCCAAACAUGUUUAUUUAGCAGAUACUGUAUGGAAUUUUCUGAACACCUCUUUAACAUAUGAGGAAGGUUGUCCUGCUAAGGAUGCAAUUCAACUCUUCCUUUUUUAUUACUAUUUCAAAUAUAUAUAUAUAGAUAUAUAUAUAUAUUAAACUUAGAUGAUAAUCAAAGUUGAAAAGCCAAUGUUAAAACUGAUUUCAUGGUUGGUUUGGAUGGGUUUUGUUUGGGUUCGUUGGUUUGUUUCCCAGUUUCUACUGUAGAUUCUUUGGGGUAAUUUGAUAGCUUGAGUGUCUUUUCCAUCUCUUCCAUGCCUAUUACUCAAGGGGACAGCGUAGCAGCUGCAGGACAAGUCAUAUUUGAAGGAUGUUUUGUACUCAACUUCAUUUAAUUAUUCAGUUUUUAAAGGAAAAACGAGCGUGGCAACUCUCCCCACAGUGAACUGUUUACUUAAAUUUCAUUAAGGAGAAAAACAAUUUAUGGUGAGAAGCACGCUCCUUUCAACUUGUUUGGUAAUGACAGCUGAUAGAAGCUAUUUUCUAAUAAUAAAUAUCCAAUGUGUGAAAGACAAACCCC